AUGUCGACGUCUACAUUAAGCACAACGGAAAAGAACAAACCUUUACUACUUUCUAAAGGGUUUUGCUAUACUAUCGAUAAAGCAACUAAUGAUAAAAUUUAUUGGAAAUGUGAAUAUGCUCGAAAGCUUGAAUGCAAAGAUCGAAUUCACACAAAUGAUAUUAAGACGACAAUAUUACAUGAAAAUGACAAUCAUAAUCAUCCUGGAAAUGCUAUUUCAAGUGAAAUUCGAAUAUUUGAAGAAAAGUUUCGUGAUCGUGCUGUGAAUUGCAACGAAAAUACACAAACUGUUCUUGAUAAUUGUUUAACGGAUUUAUCUGAUCUUGCUGUAGCUCGCAUUCCCAAUUUUAAACAUAUAAAACGAAAUAUGAAACAUCGACGUGUUAUGAAUGAUUCUCCAAAAAUUCCUAAUGAUAGGACAUUUAAUCAAAUUCCUGAUAUAUUAUCAGUUACCAAACGAAGCAAUGAAUUUUUGCAAUUUGAUUCUGGUCCAGGAGAUGAUCGUAUUAUCAUAUUUUCAACACUUGAACAAUUACAACUUCUUGAAAAUUGUGAACAAUUAUUAGUUGAUGGAACAUUUAAAGUAGCACCAGCAAUCUUUUACCAGUUGUAUGCUAUGCAUAUUGUUUAUCGAAAUGCUGUUAUACCGGUUGUUUUUGCUUUAUUACCAAAUAAAAAUCAAUCAACUUAUCAUCGUCUUCUUGAUAAACUAAAAGAACUUUGUCCAUUAUGGCAUCCAAAAUCCAUAAUGAUGGAUUUUGAGAAAGCUGCGAUGAACGAAUUUGGGGAUAAGUUUACUACAACUACUGAUCCAGCAAUAAUGUCUGGUUGCUUCUUUCAUUUACAAAAUAGUGUGCAACGUAAACUUCAAAAUGCUACCGUAUUGACUAAACCAUUGGGUUAA
Rotaria sp. Silwood1 is the source of this 903-nucleotide messenger RNA. NCBI's taxonomy places the organism in Eukaryota, Metazoa, Rotifera, Eurotatoria, Philodinida, Philodinidae. The record is from the annotation of a GenBank genome assembly.